AUGAGGAGUAGAAAGCGGCUCGGCGAUUGGUUGCUUCAAAAGCAACGAUUAAGUAGUAUUGUUCCAAUUCCCGGGGAUAAUACAAAACGAUUGAUAUUAUUAAAGGAGUCAGUAACGGAGAAAUCGCUUGAGCAGCUUCCGGAAGACUUGAGACGGUGGGUUUUGGAUCAGGAGGACGUUGAAGUUGUAAAUCAUUCUCUGACACUCGACUAUAAUUAUUUCACAGCAAACGAAAUUUUGUCUCGUAUUCUCCCUCAGGGUUCCGAGAUUCCAUCUGCCUUUGAGCAGGUCGGUCAUUUAAUCCAUUUAAACCUUCGUGACGAGCUUCUUCCGUACAAAUAUGUAAUCGGCCAAGUGUUGCUCGAUAAGAUCCCAACCUGCAAAACGGUGGUCAACAAAGUGGGUAAAAUCGACACAGUGUUCCGGACCUUCGACAUGGAGCUGCUGGCAGGAGAAGACAACACGGUGGUGAGUCUGAAAGAAGAAAACUGCAUUUUCGAAUUCGAUUAUCGGAAAGUGUACUGGAACUCGCGUCUCCAGCACGAACACGCGCGGCUGGUCGCAACGUUCGCGAAGACGGACGUGGUAGCGGACAUGUUUUGUGGGAUUGGUCCUUUUGUGUUGCCCGCUGCGAAGAAAGGCUGCGUAGUGUAUGGAAAUGAUUUGAAUCCGUGCUGUUUUGAGUAUCUGAAUAAAAACCUGAAGUUGAACAAGUUGGAAAAGAACGUCAAGACGUUCAACUUGGAUGCUCGCGAGUUCAUUACGCAGAUCGCGAAGGACGAUAUCCCCAUCACUCAGAUUGUUAUGAAUCUUCCCGUGUCCGCUGAGCUCUUUUGCGACGUGUUUCGAAGCUGCUUUAGCAACUUCUCUCACCCGCUUCCGAUGGUCCAUUGCUAUAUGUUUAGCGCCGCGGAGGAUCCUGUCCGCGACUCCAUUCAUCGAUUGGAAGGGAUUUUGAAGGCGUCGCUCAGUUCAGAAACGACGGAAGGAAGGCUGAUUCGCGAUGUGGGGCCGAAGAAAAUGAUGACGUUGGUGUCGUUCCGUCUGACGGAGGACAUGAUUGAUCGGUGCAAUAAACGAGAAAAGGAUGUGGAGGGAGAAGAGGGUGAGGGAAAACGAUUGAAAGUUUGGAUUGUUUGUAUAGAAAUAAUAGUAAUCAUAAUGAUAAUAUGA
Blastocystis hominis is the source of this 1173-nucleotide messenger RNA. RefSeq lists its product as hypothetical. Lineage: Eukaryota; Bigyra; Opalinata; Blastocystidae. The record is from RefSeq and is a predicted model, not a curated record. The transcript is spliced from 5 exons. Bases 1 to 1173 code for a protein of 390 amino acids. Gene Ontology annotation, cellular component: cytoplasm; mitochondrial matrix. Gene Ontology annotation, biological process: tRNA N1-guanine methylation; mitochondrial tRNA methylation.